Messenger RNA from Lichtheimia ornata, 876 nucleotides. RefSeq lists its product as uncharacterized. Gene Ontology annotation, cellular component: nucleolus; site of double-strand break; checkpoint clamp complex. Lineage: Eukaryota; Fungi; Mucoromycota; Mucoromycetes; Mucorales; Lichtheimiaceae. The record is from RefSeq and is a predicted model, not a curated record. The coding region runs from base 1 to 876 and encodes 291 amino acids. Gene Ontology annotation, biological process: meiotic DNA integrity checkpoint signaling; double-strand break repair via homologous recombination; nucleotide-excision repair. The transcript has 6 exons.
AUGCGGUUUAAGGCUAAUCUAACCAAUCCAACGGCAUUGCAUAAGAUUGCUCAGACUUUUGAAAAACUGGGGUCUACUUGUAUUGUGUCGCUUUCCAAUAGUACAGUACAAUUGAUCAAGUUACGCGAUUCUGACAGUGGUGUACAAGCGUGGACCAAAUUUGAUCCAUCCCUCAUAUUCCAGGCAUUUCGUAUCGAAAGCGCGUAUAAUAAUCAGAUAUAUUUGUCACUCGCUAUUGAUGAUUUGGUCCGCGCAACACGAACGGCACAGCAAUGUAGUGAUAUUCAGCUUGCUCUACGGAAGAAACGCAAUACAACAAUACUGGAUUGGAGUAUGGUCACUCAAAACAGAGGUGGCUCAACAACCAUCAUUGGCCAAGAAAUAUGCGUGUCACUCAUUCCGCAUGAUCGAUGGCGCACAUUUCGUGAACCACUCUUUGGUGGCUACCCCGACUCAUACAUUAGGUUACCUGAUCUUAUGAGCCUAAAGUCUAGUGCGACCCGCCUUAAAUCUUUAAGCAAAUAUCUCAUCAUCUCAGCGAAUAUGGAAGGCACACUAAAACUAAGAGUGGAAACGGACCUAGUUCAAUGUGAAUCAAUUUACCACCACUUGGAAAAUCCACGUAUCGAGAACUAUACACCAUCUGGUGACCCUGCCGACUUCCAAUCGGUCAAGAUAAGCUCGGAGGAUUUUGUCAAUAUUCUCAAUAGUCAUCACUUGGAUCCUGUCAGAACAGUGUGCGCCAUCCAUGACAAACUUCAAGUGACUUUUUACGUAUAUGUUGAUCUCGAAGCACACCAAUCAAAUCCAACUUUUGCUAUAGCAGGCACUCAAGAAACAUCCGUUACAUUUCAUCUCCCCGUUUACCACAACUAA